Molecule: messenger RNA, 1853 nt
Organism: Impatiens glandulifera
Lineage: Eukaryota; Viridiplantae; Streptophyta; Magnoliopsida; Ericales; Balsaminaceae
Product: ubiquitin carboxyl-terminal hydrolase 6-like
Exons: 18
Coding region: 162-1613 (483 amino acids)
Biological process (GO): proteasome-mediated ubiquitin-dependent protein catabolic process; protein deubiquitination; regulation of proteasomal protein catabolic process
Molecular function (GO): cysteine-type deubiquitinase activity; protein binding; proteasome binding
Source: RefSeq, a predicted model, not a curated record
CCCUCCAUUUUGAACAGUUGUUCUUUGAAAGGAUUUGCAGAAGCGAAUUCUGUACGCUAUAAAUUAGAGAACUUGCUUUUGCCCUUCUCUUCUUGCAAGUUAGAACAGCUAAAGGCGACUCCUUUUCUAAUCCCCACCAACGCCGAAGCUAAUUUGCAACUAUGCCGACAGUAAGCGUAAAGUGGCAAAAAGAGACAUUCCAAGGUGUAGAAAUUGACACUAGCCAGCCUGCAUAUGUUUUCAAAUGCCAGUUGUACGAUCUAACAGGCGUACCUCCUGAGAGGCAGAAGAUUAUGGUGAAGGGAGGUUUGCUAAAGGAUGAUGCUGACUGGUCAACUUUAGGAGUGAAACAGGGUCAAAAAAUAAUGAUGAUGGGAACUGCUGAUGAGAUUGUGAAUGCACCAGAGAAGGGACCUGUUUUCAUGGAAGACCUUCCAGAAGAAGAACAAGUUAUAGCAGUUGGUCACACUGCUGGCUUAUUUAAUCUUGGAAAUACCUGUUACAUGAACUCUACUAUACAAUGCUUGCAUUCUGUUCCAGAAUUGAAGUCUGCUUUGAUACAGUAUCAAAAGUCAGGUGGAAGUAAUGAUUUGGAUCAGUCAUCCCAUCUCUUGACUGUUGCCACAAGAGAUCUGUUUGGUGAGCUUGAUAAAAGUGUCAAACCAGUGGCACCUAUGCAGUUUUGGAUGGUGUUAAAGAAAAAAUAUCCUCAAUUCAGCCAGCUGCAUAAUGGAACCUUCAUGCAACAGGAUGCUGAAGAAUGUUGGACACAGAUUUUAUAUACUUUAUCUCAAUCUCUUCAGUCUUCAGUUUCCAGUAGUAGUGCUGAUGCAAUGAAGGCACUAUUUGGGAUCGAACUUGUUAGCAGGGUGCAUUGUCAAGAAAGUGGUGAAGAAAGUUCUGAGAGUGAAUCGAUUUAUGCACUCAAAUGUCACAUAUCUCAUGAGGUGAACCAUUUGCAUGAGGGGCUAAAACAUGGUUUGAAAUCGGAACUAGAGAAGGCUUCACCGUCCUUGGGUCGCAGUGCAAUUUACAUAAAAGAUUCUCGUAUUAGUAGCCUGCCAAGAUACUUGACCAUUCAAUUUGUAAGAUUCUUCUGGAAGAGAGAGUCAAACCAGAAGGCCAAGAUAUUGCGGAAAGUAGAUUAUCCUCUGGAACUGGAUGUUUACGAUUUGUGCUCUGAAGACCUUAAGAAGAAAUUGGAAGCUCCUCGUCAGAUUCUGAGAGAUGAAGAAGGUAAAAAGCUUGGUUUAAAAAGCAAAAACAAAAGCCCUGAUGCUACGGAGAAGGAUGUGAAGAUGACGGAAGCUGAGGGGUCAUCAAAUACGGAUGGGGCAUCCUCUAGUGCAGUUGCAGCAGGAAGUGCAGAACCUGGCAAAGGAGUGCAGUUGACAGGUGUAUACGAUCUGGUUGCUGUGCUUACACACAAGGGUAGAAGUGCUGAUUCUGGACACUAUGUUGCAUGGGUCAAGCAAGAUAAUGGCAAAUGGAUUCAAUUUGACGAUGACAAUCCAAGUGUCCAGCGGGAGGAAGAUAUCACGAAACUUUCUGGUGGAGGUGAUUGGCACAUGGCUUAUAUUUGCAUGUACAAGGCUCGUGUGAUUCCCAUGUAGAACUGAUAUUCGAUUCGUUUGGAACCAUGGAUUUAUGGUAUACCCUUGAUGAUUGGUGAUUGAUGAAAGAACAUUUAGACAUUUUAAAAUUACAAAUGUUACAAGAAGACAGUAUAUGGUGGUGGUUGUCUGCUGAAUUAAAUAUGGAUUUGUUGAAUCUUGUAGUUAUCUUUCUUUGCUUUUGUUUUACUUUACUACUCACAAGUAAAGUUUAUUUUUCUAUAAAAGAUUUUAUUUUCA